Molecule: messenger RNA, 1846 nt
Organism: Dama dama (fallow deer)
Lineage: Eukaryota; Metazoa; Chordata; Mammalia; Artiodactyla; Cervidae
Gene: PLIN5
Product: perilipin 5
Exons: 7
Coding region: 1-1371 (456 amino acids)
Biological process (GO): positive regulation of triglyceride storage; lipid storage
Cellular component (GO): cytosol; lipid droplet
Source: RefSeq, a predicted model, not a curated record
AUGUCAGAAGACGAAGCAGCUCAGGCCCCCGGACCCAGCUUGUGGGAGCAGGAUCAGCAGAGCGUGGUGCAGCGCGUGGCUGCCCUUCCCCUGAUCAGGGCCACGUGCACUGCUGUCUCCGAGGCUUACAGCGCCGCCAAGGACAGACACCCGCUGCUGGGCUCCGCCUGCCGCCUGGCUGAGCACUGCAUGUGUGACCUGACCACCCGAGCCCUGGACCAUGCCCAGCCACUGCUCAGCCACCUGCAGCCCCAGCUGGCCACAGUGAAUGAUCUUGCCUGCAGGGGCCUGGACAAGCUGGAAGAGAAACUGCCCUUUCUCCAGCAUCCUUCAGAGACGGUGGUGACCUCGGCCAAGGGUGUGGUGGCCAGCGGCGUGACAGGCAUGGUGGGCCUGGCCCGGCAGGGCCGCCGCUGGAGUGUGGAGCUGAAGCGAUCCAUGAGCCACGCCAUGGAUAUCGUGCUGGAAAAGUCAGAGGAGCUGGUGGACCACUUCCUGCCCAUGACUGAGGAGGAGCUUGCGGCGCUGGCGGCGGAGGCUGAGGGCCCGGAAGUGGGCUCGGUGGAAGAGCAGCGGAAACAUCAGGGUUACUUCGUGCGCUUGGGUUCCCUGUCCACGCGGCUCCGCCACCUGGCGUAUGAGCACUCUCUGGGGAAACUGAGGCAGAAGAAACACCAUGCCCAGGACACGCUGGCCCAGCUGCAGGAGACCCUGGAGCUGAUCCACCGCAUGCAGUGCGGAGUGACCCCCAUCACCCCCGCCAGCCCGGGGAAGGUGCAUGAGCUGUGGGAGGACUGGAGCCAGCGCCCCCUAGAGAACGGCCGGAGGCGCCACAGCCAGGCAGAGCUGGAGACCCUGGUGCUGUCCCGCAGCCUGAUGCGGGAGCUGCAGAGUACCGUGGACGCGCUGGAGACCAGCGUGCGGGGCCUGCCCCCCAGCGCCCAGGAGAAGGUGGCCGAGGUGCGGCGCAGCGUGGACGCCCUGCAGGUAGCCUUUGCCGACGCCCGCCGCUUCGGAGACUUGCCAGCGGCCGUGUUGGCCGAGGGCCGGGGCAGCAUGGCCCGGGCCCACGCGUGCGUGGACGAGCUGCUGGAGCUGGUGGUACAGGCCGUGCCCCUGCCCUGGCUGGUGGGGCCCUUCGCACCCAUCCUCGUGGAGCGGCCCGAACCCCCGCCUGACCUGGAGGCCCUGGUGGACGAGGUCGUCGGGGGUCCUGACCCCCGCUGGGCGCACCUGGACUGGCCAGCCCAGCAGAGAGCCUGGCAGGCCCAGCACGGGGAGGGAACUGUCCUCUCGGGGAAUAUUCCCGAGGAGGAAUCUGAGCCCACCAGCCGCCCCAAGCACACUCUGAUGCCUGAGCUGGACUUUUGACUCGAUGGAACCGCAUAGGCAGCUGGAGGCCAUCCUGCACCCCGAGAGCCCUGCUGCCCCCUAGCGGCCAUGCGUCAGCACUACUAGCCGAAGCCUUGGUCUUGGCUCUUGCGUGGAGUUGGGGACCGAACUCCGAAUCCUAGACUGAAGUCACUGAUGUCAGAUCGCCCCUAAUCGUUCCCAUAUGAGGACUUGAACGUAACUCAGGCUGACUAGCCCCAAGCUGGUUUCACUGGCUGUGGUCCCCAUUGCUCCACCCUAAGAAGCUGAUCAAAACUCCCCAGAGGAUCACAUGUUUUGCCCAUGUGAUAGAAGCAUAGAGGCACAUGCUUCUGUCUGGAGCUUUGAAAAGUGAGUGAAUGUCCUUUUCCUCCCCCAGCUUUUCCAUCUCGGACUGAGGGGUCCUCAGCUGGACCUGCUGCCCCCACUUGCUUAGCCAUUUGGCAUUUACUCUCCAGAAUAAAGAGUAUUGGUG